CCAUUUCGCCGUACGAAUAUAUGCUUCGCUUUAGGUUGAAUCUCCAAACCUUGUCUCUCCCCUUCCAUUCACCCUCCGCCACCAUCAACGCUUCGCCGCUGGGAUGGGACGCGUAAUCCGUGCCCAGAGGAAGGGAGCCGGGUCGGUUUUCAAGUCCCACACCCACCAUCGUAAGGGGCCGGCCAGGUUCCGCAGCCUCGACUACGGGGAGCGCAACGGGUACCUCAAGGGCGUGGUGACGGAGGUCAUUCACGACCCCGGCCGCGGCGCACCACUUGCCCGUGUCACCUUCCGCCACCCCUUCCGCUUUAAGUUGCAGAAGGAGCUCUUCAUCGCCGCCGAGGGGAUGUACACUGGCCAGUUCGUUUACUGUGGUCGCAAGGCCACCCUCAUGGUCGGAAACGUACUCCCCCUCCGAUCCAUUCCUGAGGGUGCCGUUGUCUGCAACGUGGAGCACCACGUCGGCGAUCGUGGUGUCCUUGCCCGCGCUUCCGGCGACUACGCCAUCGUGAUUAGCCAUAACCCUGACAACGGUACAAGCAGGAUCAAGCUUCCCUCUGGUGCCAAAAAGAUUGUUCCAAGCAACUGCCGUGCGAUGAUAGGACAGGUUGCGGGUGGUGGGAGAACUGAGAAGCCUCUUCUCAAGGCAGGCAAUGCAUACCACAAGUUCAGGGUGAAGAGAAACUGCUGGCCAAAGGUCCGUGGUGUGGCAAUGAACCCUGUUGAGCAUCCUCACGGAGGAGGUAAUCACCAGCACAUUGGUCAUGCCUCUACUGUCCGCAGGGAUGCUCCUCCUGGGCAGAAGGUUGGUCUCAUUGCUGCAAGGAGAACAGGCCGUCUCAGGGGACAGGCUGCUGCCACUGCCUCGAAGGCAGACUAGGCCGCGUAGAUUGCCUGCAGGCAUUUUAAAUUUCUCGAAUGAAAUUUCAUUUCACAAAACAGAUUUUGAUGGUUUACUAGUUUUUGGUUGGACUAGAUUGCACCUUGAUGCACAUCUUGAUUUAUUUUCUGCCAUUUGUUUUGUGCUUCAUGCUUUAGUUUUUUUGCUGCUCAUCCGUUGGCUUGGUUUUAUAAACAUUUUGAUUAAUUUAUAUUAAGCAUCAAACGACUGAAGCUGGACUGAUGCCUUGCUUUGA
This is a messenger RNA of Zingiber officinale, 1136 nucleotides long. RefSeq names its product 60S ribosomal protein L8. Gene Ontology annotation, biological process: cytoplasmic translation. Lineage: Eukaryota; Viridiplantae; Streptophyta; Magnoliopsida; Zingiberales; Zingiberaceae. The record is from RefSeq and is a predicted model, not a curated record. The transcript has 2 exons. Gene Ontology annotation, cellular component: cytosolic large ribosomal subunit; ribosome. Gene Ontology annotation, molecular function: RNA binding; structural constituent of ribosome. The coding region runs from base 104 to 880 and encodes 258 amino acids.